AUGGUCACCGCUUCGGCCAUUCUCGUGAUCAUCAUCACGAUCAUCUUCCCGCCCAUUGGCGUUUAUGCCGUUGCUGGCUGCGGAGCGGACCUUCUCGUCAACAUUUGCCUGACCAUUCUUGGUGUCUUCCCCGGCCAUAUCCACGCAUUCUACGUCGAGUAUGUCUACUAUGACCGGCGCGAACAGUCUCGCGAGGGCCGUUUCACUGCCGACCGGGCUCCAGGUAUCUACAGCGAUCGCGUGCAAUCGGGUGGCGGUGGCUACGGUACGAUUGCCCAAAACACCUAA
Molecule: messenger RNA, 288 nt
Organism: Sporothrix brasiliensis 5110
Lineage: Eukaryota; Fungi; Ascomycota; Sordariomycetes; Ophiostomatales; Ophiostomataceae
Product: stress response RCI peptide
Exons: 3
Coding region: 1-288 (95 amino acids)
Cellular component (GO): membrane
Source: RefSeq, a predicted model, not a curated record